CUCCGAGAGACUGUCCUAGUUGAGCAUCAAAUAUUAACACUCAUGCCUUUGGUGAUUAACCAGCAAUUUAUCUUAACCUGCUAAACGACAAUAUCAGAAUAGCAAAUAUACGAAGUGUAAUGAUAUACCCCACCGCUUUCUCCCAAGCGAUUUGAGAUCUUUUCAAGCUCAAACCAAAACAAACCGAAGUUUGAGAGGCUUAGCAUAGACAGAGCUCAUAUCACAACGACCCAGCCAUGGUUUCUCUGGCUUCUCUUCAACGCGCCGGAAACUCCAUUAUAGUAUCUUCUUCCUUUAACUCUAAAAUCUAUCACCCAUUCUCUUCUCAUUCUCUCACUCUCAAAACUUCAACUAGCUCUAAACCUCUGUGUGCUUAUGCAAACCCUAACCCCAAGGUUUAUCGUCGGCCCAGCUUCAACACACACGUGGAUAAGCAGAGGAGCAAGACGAACAAUAUUCAAAUUAUGAACGACCCGUUGCCUGGAAAUUCAGAAAGAGAGAAUCUUGAUGUUGACUUGAUGAGUCUGUGCAAAGAGGGUAAGGUUAAAGAAGCUAUUGAGUAUAUGGGUCGUGGUGUCCUUGCUGGUUAUGAUGUGUUCAGUGAGUUGUUGGAUUCGUGUGUGAAUUUGAGUUCGCUUGAAAUGGGAAGAAGGGUUCAUUAUUUAUUAGGAAAGUCACCGUUUAGUAAUGAUACUGCAUUGAACAAUAAAUUAAUUGAAAUGUAUGGAAGAUGUAAUAAUAUUAAAGGUGCACGCAAGGUGUUUGAUCAAAUGCGUGAGAAAGAUUUGAGUUCAUGGCAUAUGAUGAUCAAUGCUUAUGCGGUUGAUGGAGAAGGUCAAAAUGGGUUGUUGUUGUUUGAGCAAAUGAGAAAAUUGGACCUUUUACCUAGUAAGGAGACUUUUGUGGUGGUCUUGGCAGCUUGUGCUAGUGCAGGAGCUGUGAAAGAAGGAUUUAUGUAUUUUGAGUUGAUGGAGAGUGAAUAUCGUAUAGUACCCAAAAUUGAGCAUUAUUUAGGAGUUAUUGAUAUCCUAGGGAGAGCAGGUCAUUUGAAUGAAGCUGAGAAGUUCAUCGAAAAAAUGCCAUCUGAGCCUACAGCAGAAGUAUGGGAGACUCUUAGAGAUUUUGCUCAAAUUCAUGGAGAUGUUGAACUUGAAGACCAUGCUGAGGAGUUAUUGGUUGAUCUUGAUCCUUCUAAGGCCACUGUUAACAAGAUCUCAUUGCCUCCAAGGAAGAAGCAAUUUGCAACUAACAUGCUUGAGGAGAAGAAUAGAGUGAAUGAAUAUCGGUGUACAGAACUCUAUAAAGGAGAAGGGUAUCAGAAUAUGAAAGGCUUGAAUGGACAGAUGAGAGAAGUGGGGUAUGUGCCUGACACAAGAUAUGUGCUUCAUGACAUUGAUGAAGAGGCAAAAGAGAAGGCCUUGCAAUACCAUAGUGAGCGUUUGGCCAUUGCUUAUGGUUUGAUUAGUACUCCGGCUAGGAUGCCUCUUAGGAUAAUGAAGAACCUUAGAAUCUGUGGUGACUGCCACAAUGCAAUAAAGAUCAUGUCCAAGAUUGUUGGAAGAGAGCUAAUUGUUAGGGAUAACAAGCGGUUUCAUCAUUUCAGAGAUGGCAAAUGCUCUUGCGGGGAUUACUGGUAAAACCAUUAACACUAUAUUCAAUCCAUCAGCUAGACUUUCUUCUAAUAUGCUAUUAGUGUUCUGUGCAACGUACAUUUCUGAGUGAAGGAAAACCAGAUCAGAUUUUGGUGCUGUGCUGUACAUUAUGCUUGUACUUAAGGUUCAUUUUAAUAAAAAUCAAAUCGAAUGCCAAACCUAGUUUUUGUUUUUGCAUUGUAUGUUAGAUUUUCUAGUGUGUUUAUAUAUGCUUCUGUAGUUCUGUACUGCACAUUCGAAAAAUCUGAUGAGAUGGUACACCACUAUAUCAACCACUGAACGUCUAAGGACUGAUAUGGCCCCCUGAGAGCUCAAGUUUCCCAGUCUCACCUCAGGUCAAAUGGCAAAGUACCCAGAC
Pistacia vera is the source of this 2010-nucleotide messenger RNA. Its product is annotated as pentatricopeptide repeat-containing protein At2g15690, mitochondrial-like. Gene Ontology annotation, molecular function: RNA binding; zinc ion binding; protein binding. NCBI's taxonomy places the organism in Eukaryota, Viridiplantae, Streptophyta, Magnoliopsida, Sapindales, Anacardiaceae. The record is from RefSeq and is a predicted model, not a curated record. The transcript has a single exon. Gene Ontology annotation, biological process: RNA modification. The coding region runs from base 237 to 1637 and encodes 466 amino acids.